Diachasmimorpha longicaudata is the source of this 1982-nucleotide messenger RNA. RefSeq names its product Vacuolar H[+] ATPase AC45 accessory subunit (gene VhaAC45). Bases 108 to 1277 code for a protein of 389 amino acids. The transcript has 3 exons. NCBI's taxonomy places the organism in Eukaryota, Metazoa, Arthropoda, Insecta, Hymenoptera, Braconidae. The record is from RefSeq and is a predicted model, not a curated record.
CUGGUCAGGCGCGUGAGGAACUCGGCUGAUGGGCUGAUCCCCCGAAGACCGUGUAUCUGUCGAUCGUUCAUAAAUUCAGGGAAAUUUUACCAAAAAAAUAUCAGAAAAUGAGGAGCCCACAGUUUUUCAUAACCUGGGUGUUUGUGUUCUCUAUAAGUGCACCGAUUUUGUCGACUCUCGGUGGUGAUGCAGUGCCUGUACUCAUUUGGGGUGGAGAUGCUCCUGCAUCAGACUUGAGUCCAGUGAAUCCAUUUCGUAAUACUUCACAGGAAGAUUUUGAGAAAAUUGUUACCAGAAAAGUGGGUGAUGCUCAUGCUCCCGCACCUGUUCUCGUUUUCAUGAGGGAUAAUUUAUGUGUCGAGGACUUUGUGCAGCACAAAAAGGAUCUAAUGCAGCUGAAGAAGGGAGGUUCCCUGCAGUACAUCCCAGCAGUUCAAUCCCCUCUGUCAGUCUUCGAGAACCUCGCCUCGUACAAUAAAUCUGUCGAGGAAGAAUUCGACACCGUUUCUGAUGGACAAUUGAUCAUCACGAAAGCCACUGACCUCGACUCGGUCUUCGAGACCUUCAACAUGAUCAAAGAGUCGAGCCCGAACCUGAUCGCAGCUCUGACAGGACGUUCCUGCAGUUACAGUCGAUCUGACCGUGUCAGGAGGGCUGUUGAGGUUAAGAGUGGCAAUGAAACUGAGUUCAUCAUCGCGAGGAAUGAGUCUAGACUGCUGGCACGCGCCGAUGAGGCCUUAUUUCGAAAGGGCGAAGAUGAAAAGGUAAUUACCCUGAGUCGUCCCACAACAGUAGAAACGACUGGGAACAACUCCAAGGGAGAGCCAGUCCUCAUAAACGCAAUUUUCCAAGACGAAUCGGUGCAAACAAAUCUGAUAUUCCAAUUGAACGAGAAAGUCGCUGGUUACUGGUAUAUGACUAAAAUCGAAUAUGUCCAUGAGAACAAGUCGACCACUAUCUUGCAAUCCAAAACCGAAAUGGUCUUCCCCAAGGGAUUCUCCUUCCACUGCAGCCCCACAAUUCACUUUAUCAACAAAACCGAGAAGAUGUCCCUGAAUUUCACAAAUCUACAAAUUCAAAUGGACGUCAGUAAUUUCACCGAAGACUCAUACGACUGCGUUGGAUUCACCUCAAUCCCCAUCUGGUCAGGAAUAUUCGUGACCUUCAUCCUGGCUAUGAUAAUGAUCUGGGGAAUAUCCAUGAUCCUGGACAUUCGCACCAUGGAUAGAUUCGAUGAUUCAAAGGGCAAGACCAUUACUGUAUCAGCCCAAGAGUGAGGUAGUUUAUUUAACGACUAAACUUGUUCAUAAAGAAUAUAUAAUUUUCAUGUAAAUAUACACAUAAGUCUUGUAUAUUUCGAGGCAUGUUGAUUGUUCUCAGUAUUUAUCAUAAAAAAACAAUACUUACAGUUAGUCAUUCCUUCGGUGUGAUUUUUAUUUAAGGAUGAAUAUUACACGAAAGAUAUUUCAAUGAAAAGUCGAGUAAAUUCGAGGGAAAAUUCUAUUGACAUUUUAUUCGAAAAUUAUGAAACGCUGUGCACAUCUUCAUUGCAUUAUUUUUAAUAGGAUUUUCUCAUUUUUCUACUUUACUUUUCUUCUCUACUGGAAACAAAAAAUUUAAAAAUUAAAGAAAAUAUUUUACAAUUUUUAUUACGAAAUCGAAUUUUCAAGCGAAUUUGCAAGAUGUGGAAAACGAACGCACAUUCAUUCCAUUUUGAGUUUUUUUUUCUCGAAAUUUAAGGUUUUCCUUUCGCUCAACGUAUCCACGAGAGCUGUAAUACUUAUGCCCGAUGGAGUAAUUGUCAGUUGUAAACAGGUUAAGAGAUAGGUGAAGAGUCGUACGUAACUUUAAGUGUAUUACAAAUCGACGAGAGAAUUACAAUAUUAAUUAGGAUUGAGAUGCGCCUCGUCUGUCUGGUAACUAGGAAUUUCAUCACGAUUAUGGAGAGAUGUCAUUGAAAAUAAACGUGUUACUGAAAUUAA